This is a messenger RNA of Purpureocillium lilacinum, 1887 nucleotides long. RefSeq lists its product as uncharacterized. The record is from RefSeq and is a predicted model, not a curated record. Gene Ontology annotation, biological process: regulation of transcription by RNA polymerase II. Gene Ontology annotation, cellular component: nucleus. Lineage: Eukaryota; Fungi; Ascomycota; Sordariomycetes; Hypocreales; Ophiocordycipitaceae.
AUGGCCGCCAUGGCCGAGCAACCCUUCCACAUGUUCCAGCAUCAACAACAAAGCUACCCCGAGCCUCCUCAGCACGCCUUCACGUCUCCCCCGAUGGACAUGGGCCUCACUGCCGAUGCCGCCUUUGGCGCCGGCUUCCCACGCUCAGGCCAGGACGCCUAUCCGGCGGCGACCCCCAUGGGCUUCGAAGCCUCGCUCUACGCCGACACGCCAAACUACAUCCUCAACGGUCGCGCUUCUCCGGGAUCGUAUCACGACGACAGUGACAUGCGAUUGCCGUCCUCGAGCCUUUCCUCGGCUUCUGCGCCGUCAGCACCCUCAUCGGCCAUCGGCUCGCCGCAGUCCAACCACGGCCAACUCGGCGGCGUCGCCGACUGGAACGCACAGGGCAUGGCUGUGCAGCCGAGCAUCGUUGGCAACGACUACAUGAGCGGCGCCGAGUACUUCCCCGGCGCAGGCAUAGAAGAUCUGGGCGCCUUCGACUUUGGCGCCGCGCAGACGAAGACAUUCGUUGACCCGUCGUUGAUCCAUCCCGAGAUCGCGCGUCCGCCCAUGGCCAUCUCGCCUUAUGACGGCCACUUCCAGCAGCCUCCCAAUCCUUUCGUUCCCUCGCCUUCCGUCUCCUCAUCGCCUCAGCCCAACCUCCUCCGCACCAACAGCUCUUCUCCCUACCUUCACAACGGGCCCUUCCAGGCCGCCUACGCCGGCAGCCCUUAUGGAGCGCCCAUGGACACGGGCCGUCGCGUCAGCAUGCCUGGCAGCUUCAUUUCGCCCGGCUCCGCCGAGUACCACAGCAGCGACGAGACCAAGGAGAAGCAGCGCUGCACUUAUCCCGACUGCGGCAAGGUCUUCAAGGAUCUAAAGGCGCACAUGCUCACGCAUCAGAAUGAGCGCCCCGAGAAGUGCCCCAUCCAGACCUGCGAGUAUCACGUCAAAGGCUUUGCUCGCAAGUAUGACAAGAACCGUCACACCUUGACGCACUAUAAGGGCACCAUGGUGUGCGGCUUUUGCCCUGGAUCUGGAUCGCCGGCGGAGAAGUCGUUCAACAGGGCCGACGUCUUCAAGAGGCACCUGACCGCGGUCCAUGGCGUUGAGCAGACGCCUCCCAACAGCCGCAAGAAGACCCCGACUGGCGUCAGUGCUGGCAAGAAGCUCACGGGCUAUGCUCCAGAUGCUACGGGCAAGUGCAGCACAUGCUCUCAGACCUUCUCCAACGCCCAGGACUUCUACGAGCAUCUGGACGACUGUGUGCUGCGCAUCGUGCAGCAGGAGGACCCGGCAGAGGCCAUCAACGCCCAGCGCCUGGCCGAGGUUGAGAACGACAAGAGCGUCCACCAGACGCUGGAGAAGAACAACCUGCCCACAACCACGCAGACGGUCCAGACGGAAGAUGACGACGAAGACGACGACAUGGAGGACGAGAACGACGCUGAUGAGACGACGUCAAGAGCCAACUCGUCCCCCUCGGCGAAGAAGAAGGCGAAUCCCCCCAACGGUGUCCAGAAGUCGCGUGGCAUGACGCACUCGCGUGGUGGCGUCCCGCUGGCCACCAAGGCUCGCGGUCGCAAGAACCGCCGCGACUACCCGUCGUCUUGGGGAUUUGACAAGGGCCAGAUGAACAUGAAGAAGCGCAUCAUGGCUGUGUUUGACGGUCCCCGCCGCCUGGCCAAGGACGACAUGAUGCUCUCCACGGACCACGAGGUGCGCAUCAAGCUGUCGGAUGGCAAGUCAUACGUGACGGACCUAGACGUGCAGACGCUGAAGCGCGCCGAGGGCUUCCUUGGUGCCACGGACGACGAGAAGGGCCCGUGGAUCUCGGAUGACCCGACCGAGGAGCAGCUCAAGGAGAUGAAGGAGAUGCUGGAGACCAACACUGCCUCCAUCUAA